This is a messenger RNA of Dujonia railenensis, 1644 nucleotides long. Lineage: Eukaryota; Fungi; Ascomycota; Pichiomycetes; Serinales; Debaryomycetaceae. The record is from the annotation of a GenBank genome assembly.
AUGAGCUCAUCCAACUCCAACUACAAAGACACCACUCCUGUGGAUGUGUCUUCCACUCUUUCACAAUCUAGUCCACAGUCGUCCUCAGAUGCAUUAAUAAAUACGCCAGCGGAGGUCGAGUCGACCUUCUCUGAGUCAAGCACCACUCCCCUGAGAAUGGUCAUUGUCUUGACGUUAGUGUCAUCCAUCUCAGGAUUUAUGUUUGGUUACGAUACCGGUUACAUUUCAUCUGCAUUGGUCAUGGUUGGUACGGACUUAAGUAACAAGGCUCUUACCUAUGGAGAAAAGGAAUUCAUAACGUCAGCUACUUCCUUGGGUGCUUUCAUAGGUGCAAUCCUUGGUGGUGUUUUGGCUAAUUUCAUCGGAAGAAAGAAGGUCCUUCUCGGAUCCAAUAUUAUUUUCGUUGUCGGAACUAUAAUACAAGUCGUUGCUCACACCGUCUGGACCAUGAUUGUUGGUAGAUUUGUGUUGGGCUUUGGUGUCGGUAUUGCCUCUUUGAUCUCUCCCCUAAUGUUGAGUGAAUUAGCUCCUUCAAAGUAUAGAGGUCGUCUUAUAGUGACCAAUACCUUGUUCAUUACCGGUGGUCAGUUAGUUGCUUACUUCAUUAAUUGGGGGUUAACUAACGUCAAGCAUGGUUGGAGAGUCUCCGUUGGUCUUUGCAUGGUACCUCCAGUAAUCCAAUUUGUCUUGUUUUGGUUUUUACCUGAUACUCCAAGAUUCUACAUCAUGCAAGGAGACGUUGAAAUGGCCAAAAAGGUUAUCAGACAAACACACAAUGAAGUCCCAGAAUCUUAUGUUCUAGCAGUGGUUGAUGAAAUGGUGACUUCCAACUCCCGUGUUCCAGGCUCAAACCCCUUGCAGCAAGCUUGGAACUCCAUCAAAAUAAUCCAUAAGACUCCUGCAAACUUCAGAGCAUUGAUCUUAGCAUGUGGACUUCAAGGCAUCCAGCAAUUCACAGGCUUCAACUCCUUGAUGUACUUCAGUACUACCAUUUUUGAAACAAUUGGUUUUGAUAAUGCUACUGCUGUCUCAAUCAUCGUUGCCGCAACCAAUUUCGUAUUUACCAUGGUAGCAUUGUGCAUAAUUGAUAAAGUUGGUAGAAGAAGAAUUUUACUCUUUGCUAUCCCAUGUAUGUGCGGAUCUUUGGUUAUCUGUGCCAUUGCAUUCCACUUCUUGGGAGUCAAAUUCACCAAUGGAAGCAAUGUCGACGUUGCUGCCAAGGGUAUUACCGCUUGGGGAGUCAUUGUUAUUAUCGGUAUGGUCCUUUUCGUUGCAAGUUAUGCAAUUGGUAUUGGUAACAGUGCCUGGACUGGUGUUGAAUUGUUCUCAGAUGUAAACGUUAGAUCUAUGGGUGCCAUGUAUGCUGCCUGUACAAACUGGGCGGGCUCCUUAGUUAUCGCAUCAACGUUUUUGACCAUGUUAGAGAAUAUCACGCCAACAGGUACAUUUUCCUUUUUUGCCGGUUUAUGUCUCAUUUCCUUUUUGUUUAUCUUCUUCUUAUAUCCAGAAGUUGCAGGUUUACAAUUGGAAGAGACCACGGAAUUGUUAUCACACGGUUUUAAUGUUAGGGAAGCUAGAAAGUUAUCUGCAGAAAGAAAGAAAGCAUCCAAGUUUUCUAAACAGGCGCAAAGAUCUGUUGUGUAA